Molecule: messenger RNA, 3038 nt
Organism: Zophobas morio
Lineage: Eukaryota; Metazoa; Arthropoda; Insecta; Coleoptera; Tenebrionidae
Exons: 6
Coding region: 51-2999 (982 amino acids)
Source: RefSeq, a predicted model, not a curated record
AACGUCAAUGUCACUAAUGUCAACCAGUGUGUAAAAACAAUAAAAAUAACAUGAACAAAGAAACAACUUCUGAAUUAUUACAAAGAAUGGUUGCGGAGAGAGCGAAUGGCACCUUGGAGGAGCCGCUUUCUGCCUUGAUUAGCGAAAGUGAGUCGCGUGACGUGCACGAGAUUUUUAAAAAUCUGGACUUGCAGUCCAUUGAAGAAGAUAUUUUAAAAAGCAAGAAGCCCGUAGAAGUCUCGGAAUCGUGGUUGAUUAAUUUAAAUCAUUGCGACUACGCCACGAUAGUCGAAGGCUUAAAUAGCAACUCCACUGUAAUUAAAAUAAAAACGUUGGAGAAACUAUUGAGCUCACAAAUUAUAGACACCAAACAAAACCUAUGGGAGGAGCUAGCGCAGAGUUUGCGCAAAUGUUUCGUAAGCACGAGUAAUGACGUUUUUGUCAGAAGUUUGAAAAUUCACCAUAGACUUAUAGCUUUUCCUGGCACGAUCUGCGACGGGUAUUUAAACCUCCUCAAAAGCACUUCACUUCUCCUAAAUAGCCGCUAUUUCAACGAUUUACAUAAAAAUCGUAUUUGUCAAAGCUUGCAGCUAGUAUUGGCAACCCAAACUUCCGUUUUGAAGUUUCUUUUGCAUGCUAAUCGAACUCUAAUUAACGACACAGUCACCGCUUUUACCGCCAUUGUCGCUUUCAAGUCAAUUUUCGAACUUAUCGGGACUCUAGACCCCAAACACCACUGGCUAAAAAAUUUGUGUUAUGGUUCCUACAUCAGAAACUGCUUUUUCAACACACUAAAAGAGCAAAACUCCGACUUUAUCAAACACAUUAUCACAACUUUCACAAAAAAACUAAACACUAGUGAAGAUGUGUUAAGCUACGCCUAUUUUUUACUAUACUUUUGGCAAUACAAAAACAACGUCGAUUUUCUCGGUUCGGAAAUAAGCACAGAAAGCACCCUUGAAGCAACCCUCACCAAAUUCAACCAGCGCAAAAAACUAGAACUAACCGACUUAAUCACCGAUUUGUUUUCCCACAACCCCUAUCUACUAACCCCCAAACUUCUAGACGUCUUAGUCGAACCCUUAUCCGUCAUCAGUCGCAGCAACAUGAGAAACUCCAUCGAAACCCACAAAUACAUCAUCAGCAUAGUCACCCUCAUUGCUAAUUCUCCAAACUUCAAAAUCUUAUUCGGUGUUUGCGGCAGUCUAAGAAAAGGUAGAUCGCGCCAAAUCACCCGAAAUUACACAAAUUUACCCCAAAAAAUAAUCGACAUUAGUGUAACUCUACUCAAAAUGAACCCCCUAAACACCGAAACCGUCAUCCUACUGCUGGAAUGUUGCGCCAGCAUUUACAAAAGCCACCCCGUGUCUUUCAUCCAGGUGAACCCCACGAAGUUUCUGCAACACCUGCACGAGUUUUACCGACUCAACUGGAAGAACGACGUCAUGAUAAAAGGCGCGCUUUUGUCCAUUUUUGAAUUUUUGUACGCUUGGUAUGGACCGACGGUCCGAAUUUUGGGUUGUGAUAACGAAAUCCUCGUGGAUUUGUUAACUUUUAGUAUGAGUGGCGACUUUAAGCUCGUUUUGUGUGGGGUCGGGGGCGAUAAGAACGGGUUCGAGUUUGUUAAGGCUCACCGCAACCGCAUCGUCAGAACUUACCUGGAGAAAAUUCGAUCUGAAGACAUGGACGAUUCCGAGUUAACUAAAUUUAUUUUUUUCUUGUUUGUGGUCAAAAUGAGCACGAGGUGCGUGGUUGCGUUGUUGUCGGACGACGACGACGACGCUACUGUGGUGGAAAGUGACGAUCAAAGUGUUAAUUUGGUGGAGUUGGUGGAGAAAAGUUUGAACGAUUGUGACGAGGCGGAUGAAGAGUUUCUUGGACUAAUGGCGAUGAAAGUGCUUAUUGUUAAUUUGGAUUUGUUGCUCUACUUGCAGGCUAAUCAUCAGAUGCAAGAAAAACUGGCGGCUGUGAGGGAGGGGGAGGAGAUUGUCGAUGCGCAGAGUAGCUUGAGGAAUCAUAUUUUGGUGUCUUUGGAAUUUGUCGGAUUUGUGCGGGAAGAAAUCACUGAAAUUACGCUUCAAGAGUUGCCACAAAUCUUCGAAUUUCUUCACUUUAAAGAAAACAAUGAACUAAGAUUGUUUCUGGAUGGUGGAGGGAGCAGUGGCGAAGUUAACUGGUUGUCACAAGCAAGACGUUGCUUUAGAAACUCGAUGCACGCCUUUGACCCUUCUCUUUUUCCCACUUUACUUGAACAAAUCCCCAAAACGUACGUCUACCGAAAAAUCGAACUGCACUGGCCCCCACCAGACUGUGUAUAUUAUCAACUACACCCAGAAGAUUUUUCAGGGAUUUCUCUAAUUAUCGGUUUUGGCCAAAAAGCCGGUUUACUAAAAAUAGGGGAAGAUGACACCCACAUGGAAACCUUAACUCUUUUAAUAAAACAGUCGAGAGCCUUCAUUAACCACAAACCCGAGCAUUUUUUCGGUUUUGACUGGUUUGUGGCAAUCAUUUUCUUAAUUACUGGGGGAAAUUUCGACCAGUGUAAGUCAGUUUUGGUCAAUGUUACCAACACACAAGUGACGUCAUUCAUAUGGGACACUUUUGGGAGAGAAUUUGAUGACGUGCUACAGGAGAACUUCUAUCAACACUUGGCUGCGGUGUUGGAAGAAAACUGUUCGUGUUUCCAGGCACUGAAAAUGUUAGGCGUUUCCCCAGACGUCGUAGUCCAGUCGUGGUUAAAACAGACUUUUUUCAACUAUCUCAGGUUUGAAGAGAUUUGUAAUUUCUUAAUCUUCUCGGUUUUGUAUCCGGUUGAGUGUCUCAUUUACUACAUGGUGGCCAUUUUUGAACACCUAAGUGACCGAAUUUGUACACUAACCCACAGCAUGGACGUAGAAAAUAUAUUUAAAAUGACUGACUUAAGUGACUUUAGAUUAGAUGACUACAUGACUUUGAUCGACGGUCUGAUGAAAAGGUAUCGGAAUUCACACAAACUUUAAUAAAAUUGAUUUUUAGUAGAACAAGUUGAUGUCGUUUCU